Protopolystoma xenopodis is the source of this 1068-nucleotide messenger RNA. The record is from the annotation of a GenBank genome assembly. NCBI's taxonomy places the organism in Eukaryota, Metazoa, Platyhelminthes, Monogenea, Polystomatidea, Polystomatidae.
GAUACAGAUGGUGCAGUGGUAACACAUCAAGAGGAGGAAGAACAAGACGACGCCGGAGAUGUAGCGGCUGAUGAUAAUGGACUUCCUGGGGGCCUGCUAUUUGCGUCUGGCUCCUGUCUGUCAACCAAAAAACAUGGCGUUCUACAAUCUCAAAUAGACCGCUGUCCCAGCGACCAUACCGUCGACCUCGUUGACUACGACACCACAGCCGACGGUGGAGUGGAGCUCAGAAUCGAACUAACUCGUCGAUCAGCAGUGGCAAAUCGUCCGCGUCCUUUACUUCGUCAGGACUUCGAUUCUCGGACUCAUUCUCGAGGCAGCAGCAAAGCACAUGGCCAUUCGGGACCGAGUCGAGCUGUAGCUGAAGCGCAUCGAUUACGUCGUCGUAUUGGAGGCGUGUUUGUCGCCCGAAGCCUAUCCGGGCCAACACCUCAGCAGCAUCAUAUGCACCAAGCGGCCAUAGAACACCAACAAUCUCGGUCGUCCCGGCCUGCAGCAGAUAAAAUCCGACGCCACGGCAACGCUUCAUUAGUUCGCAGGUCUAGGGAGCCCGUUAGACCUAAUCUCAGCAAUCUAACUUUUGCGUCAUCUGCUGGCGUGCCGCACUCUCGAAAGGUUUCUGUUCGUAGUAACCUCUCCUCGAUUGAUAAUGACGGCAGCUCAAACCUCGGGGCUGAUGAUCGAGUAAAUCGUCGACCUGGGGACCCCGAAGGCACAGAUUCAGAAAGACGUCGACGAGUUCGGCGAGAUGCGUCACCGGAUAUCGCAUCGGAUUCCCUUGAUAGCAACCUAUCUGAUUAUUUCAUGGGGCGCCAAACUCUCAGUCCGCCAGGUGCUUAUACAGCCAAUCUUCCUGGCCAGCUGGCUGAGUUUGCGACCAGCCUUCCAGAUCAGAUUGGUUUGAACAUCCGCAUAGAAGUAUGUCAUCUAAGAAAUUUACAUUUUUGCUUGUCUACUAAGCCGCCAAAAUGUCUUGGGUUCCAUCAAAAGCAACUUUCAGAUUGCUCGAGACCAGAUGCUGCCUCCUUUGAGCUUGUUCGCUCCUCGGACAAGAAGAAUCCGUGCUGA